UGUGACUUGAAUUUUCGCAUAAUUGAAUGUUCAACGAAAUUAUAUUAACUAAUAUAUAAAUUUCCGUAUCAAUAGUCUGGACAGUCUACAAGGGCUCCUCCAGAUCUAUAAUGUGUAUGGAUAAAGAAUAAAAACAGUCCAAGCUGAUGAUGAUUAUGAGGAGUGGGGUUCGCACGCUUUUUAAAGUCUAUUUCUAUGGAGCAUUAGCGUCAAGUAUUUCCAUUUUUUUGACGCUGUUAAGUGCCAUCGUUUUACGCCCAUUUCUGUCUAAUGGUCGCGAACAAAUCUUACUACCGUUCUUGGUUGCCUUGUCUGUCGGAUGUUUAAGCGGAGACGCCAUCUUUCAUUUGCUGCCUCACGUUUUCCUUGGUGAAUCUCACAGGGAAAACAUUCAAAACAAGUCAAACAGUACUAAAGAUGGUCUAAAUGUUCAUCAUAAAGACGUCAUAUUAUGGAACUCAUUGCCUAUUGCCUGCACCAUCUAUGCAUUUUACCUUAUUCACUUGUUCAGUGAAAAUUGUAUGGCAAAAGCAGAAUACUCUCAUUCGCAUUCGCAUUCGCAUUUGCCGGAGUCGAUAAAACGAGAAAAAGUGAUCAGUGUCAGUGAGGACAAUUUUGAUAAAGAAAACGUCGAGAUGAAUUACAAAGAAUUAAUUCCCGAGGAUAGCAAAAAGGAUACAAAUCAUUAUGCACCAAUAAUAUGGAUGAUUGUCAUAGGCGACGCCGUUCACUCCUUUACUGACGGGAUAGCCAUUGGUGGAGCCUAUGCUAAAUCAUUUUAUGGAGGUCUGGGUACGACAAUGGCAAUCGUGUGCCAUGAAGUGCCGCAUUGCGUUGGAGAUCUUGCUGUUAUGGUUAGCACUGGUUUAACUUACACAACAUCACUUCUCCUACUCACAGUCGUGAUGGUUCCAAUGUACAUAGGAAUGAUUAUCGGAGCUACGUUGAGUCGACUUAUGGAUUUAACGCGUGUUAUUUUCGCAAUAUCAGCAGCCAUAUUUCUAUUUAUAUCCCUAACCGAAUUGUUGCCUGGAAUAUUAAGCGCAAGACCUGGAAGAAGAAACAAGUGGCUCAUGCCAGUUCUUCAUAGUGUCGGUAUAUUGCUAGGAAUGACGGUUAUGCUAACUAUAGCUAUUUUUGAAGAUAAAUUGAAUAGCUAAGAUAUUAAGACUUUAGUUUACGAAUUAAAAACAUA
Dendronephthya gigantea is the source of this 1195-nucleotide messenger RNA. Its product is annotated as zinc transporter ZIP10-like. Lineage: Eukaryota; Metazoa; Cnidaria; Anthozoa; Malacalcyonacea; Nephtheidae. Bases 147 to 1160 code for a protein of 337 amino acids. The transcript has 8 exons. Gene Ontology annotation, biological process: zinc ion import across plasma membrane; intracellular zinc ion homeostasis. Gene Ontology annotation, molecular function: zinc ion transmembrane transporter activity. The record is from RefSeq and is a predicted model, not a curated record. Gene Ontology annotation, cellular component: membrane.